CUUGAUGCUGAAGCUCACUUGCAGUGAAGGACUUGACGCUGCCACUAUACAACAAAGAGUACUCUACCUCAGCUUUCGCAGAACAAGCUGGUAAUACCUCAAGAAUUCACAGUGUACUUCAGUUUAUCUAAUUAGAGAAGACUAACUCGGCAGGUGCCGGAACCAAGUUCAUUGGGAAACAACAGCAUAAUCUAGUGCCAUUAACAUUAAAGUCACCUUCUAGCGUUCUAGUUGUACAAAAGCAUGGGGUUCAGCGACCUCCUUGAGCAGGUGGGCAGCACAGGCCGCUUCCAAAUCGUGCACGUAACCCUCCUCUCCACACCCAUCCUUAUGUUGGCCAGCCACAACCUGCUGCAAAACUUUGUGGCUGCGGUGCCUCCUCACUACUGUAGCGCUCACUCAAAUCUCUCACAGUCCCAGCUGAGCCCAGAGGAAGCUUUGCGGAUCACAGUACCACAGGACCACAGAGGAAAAUUGCACAGGUGCCAGCGUUACGUUGUUCCACAGUGGCACCUCCUGGAUAAAAAUGGGACCUCCAAUUUGAGAAAUGAGGGAAACAGUGUGGAUGAUCUGGAUGCUGACCUGCAAGGAUGCAUAGAUGGCUGGACGUACAACAUGGCUGACAGAAGCUCCACAAUCAUAUCUGAUUGGCAUUUAGUGUGUGACCAGCACUCUUUGAAGCAAAUGGGACAAACCAUCUACAUGGGAGGCGUGCUUGUGGGAGCGUUUCUCUUCGGAAGCCUUGCAGACAAAUAUGGUCGACGUAUCCUCCUGCUCAUGUCUUACCUUCUGAUGGCGGUCUCUGGAACAUGUGCUGCAUUUUCUCCUUCCUUCCCUCUGUUCUGCUUUUUCCGGUUUGGUUGUGGCAUGGCUCUAUCUGGCAUAGCACUCAACAGCUUGUCCCUCAUUCUUGAGUGGAUCCCCACUCAUGUGAGAACUGUGGUGGGCACGAUGACUGGCUACUGUUACACACUGGGCCAGCUGAUCCUGGCAUUGAUGGCCUACUACAUCCGGGACUGGAGGUGGUUAACCCUGGCUGUGUCUUUGCCUUUCUAUGUGUUCUUCCUCUACGCAUGGUGGUUUCAUGAAUCCGCAAGAUGGUUGGCCUUAAAGAAUAAGCCUGAUCGGGCGAUCAAGGGACUUAAAAGUGUGGCUAAGUUUAACGGACGGUGUGAUGAGGGAGAAAAAAUUGACAUUAAGAUGCUCCAGGAGUCCAUGAAGAAUGAGCUGUCCAUGUCAAAGGGCUCCUACACUGCCUUGGAUCUGUUCCGCACACCCUACAUGAGGAUUAGCACAGUCUGUCUGGCAGCUGCCUGGUUAUCAACCAGCUUUGCCUACUACGGCCUUUCCAUGGAUCUGCAAAAGUUUGGAGUGGAUAUUUACCUGAUACAAGUGAUCUUUGGAGCUGUUGACAUACCAGCUAAAAUCAUCAUCGCUGUGACUAUGAGUUAUAUAGGGCGCCGGCCGUCGCAGUCUGCUGCUCUCAUCAUCGCUGGGGUCACUAUCUUGAUCAACCUGCUGGUACCUUAUGAUCAACAAACUCUGCGGACCUCUCUGGCUGUUGUGGGUAAAGGUUGUCUUGCUGCAUCUUUCGUCUGCUGUUACCUUUACACUGGAGAACUGUACCCAACCAUUAUUCGUCAGAAUGGCAUGGGAUUGGUGUCCAGUAUGGCACGUGUAGGAGCUAUGGUGGCCCCCAUGGUGCGCCUCACAGGAGACUACAUACCUUGGCUACCAGGUUUAAUCUAUGGAGGGGCGCCAAUCCUCAGUGGGGUUGCUGUUAUAUUUCUUCCAGAAACGCUUGGCACACCCCUUCCCGACACAAUACAAGAUGUGGAGGAGAGGGGAUCUGGGAAACGCUCCAAAAUGUCACCAAAAGAAACAAUAAUCUUGGAAGACACCGGGGCGAACCUCCUAAAGCCUGUUGCCUGAGUGUUCUUGUACUCCACAUGUUAAUGAAAGUAGAGUGAGUGCUACUUUUAUCUCUUCUCUGUUUGAUUUCCACAAAUUUGGUUCACCUUAUGAUUGCUGGACGAAUGUUUUUUCUUUCGUUUUGUGAACAAAUGAGUUAAAUCCGAAGCGAACGCCACCGUGAAAAGAACGCUGUGGACAAUCAGACCUGUUUAUCUGACAAUCAGUAGAUUUCAGGAUCUUAAUCUUACUUUGCACAUGUCAUUAUUAUUAUUUUUUAUUUGUAUUUUGAAUGUGUAGAGCGAUUUCUUUAAUUUGAGCCUUUCACAGGUUAAAGACGGCAUCCACUGGUAUUGUAUUGUUCUAUACACAAGCCCGUAUUGGAAAACAAUUGCCUUUUUGUCUUUUAAAUCAAGACUUCUUAUAAUCCUUUUUAAAUCUCAAAGUCUGUCUUUUUUAUGGACGUUUGAACACAAAUACUAGUAAAACCCCUUUCAGUCUACUUCAUCUGGCAUGAGUCACUUUGAGCUGAAUUAACUAAAACGAGACAGAACAAGAAAUCAAGGAUUUGGAUUUAAAUAAAAGCAGCAGAUGAGCCACACAACAGAAGGCACAAAGUAUAAAAACGAAAUAAAUAGAUUCACAGCAGGAAUCUGACAUGCCGUUGUUUUUCACUGCCCCCCCCACACACACACACAGUUUUGCUAUAGCAUUGUUGUUGUGAACACAAGAGUAAAGGCAGAUUUCCCAUGAAUUAUGUGAAAUGAACCCCCACUCUUUAAAAAUUGAACACCCUAGUUAAGUUUGAAGGGCAGAUCAGUGUUUUGUUGCUGAAGCAGGUAGCUUGGAUGGGUCAGAGGAUUUUGUUUGUGUUUUUCAUAAGACAGCCUCCGAGAAAUGUUGUAGUUUCUUAGAUUUCAGUCCAUUUAAUUUAAUCAACUACUUUUGUUCUCAGCACGCUGCACGCUCUGGAUUUAACGCCGCUCUCUUGAGUUCUCACAGUUACCACCCGGAAAACGAUCAUCACGCAAGCAAAAAUGUAAUGCAGUAGUUAUCAAUGUAGUUAUUAAACGGAUGGUGGUCAGCGAAAAGAAUGAUAAGAGUGAAUAUUAUGGAAACAUUACUUGAUCUCGUCCCUUUCCUUGAAUCGGUUCAGCGGAUUUGCUGCUUUUCUCUCAGUUACUGCUGUUACACGGAUGUGAGGGGGGGAUGUUACUGGUAAAGGAGGAAACAGUGCUGAUGCGGAGCACCACUCACGCCUACAAAGGGUGAACUCUUGUGAUUUGAAGACUUCCGCAUCUUGCUGCUUGUGACACCAUCUAGUGGUGCAUAUAUGCCAAUGCAGGAGCUGAACUUCCCAUCACGGGAAGGUAUCCAUGUGAGGAAAAAAAAUUAAAGGUGGAAAACGAAAUCUAAAAUGAAAGCUUGACCAUAUUGAGGUUUUGUCUUUCAGUGUUUAAAUAUUGGACUUGGAUUUCACAUAUUGUAGCUACUCUCAUUUAUCAGAACAGUUGAUAUUUUGGCCAUAUAGUCAUCCACGAUUAACAAAACAGGCAGCGUCACAAUACUAGUAUGCUUUGGUUCGUGUUCCUUAUUAAAAGAUCUGUCUGGAGUGAAAAAACCCAAACAAACCAGGAUUUACAAUAAAUAGAUUCAUACUUAUAGCCUCAUAUCAACAUGUAUGUUUUCAAUUUAAGGCUCGUACUUUCCUCUUUGAAAUAGUUAAAGUUCGCCAGUGCUCUUGCUCUCACGCAACAAAUGCAUUGUUGUGUGUGUCUGGCACUAACUGUAUGAAACUGCUAUCUAAAACCUUUUGGUUGCAACAUAUAAACCCUCGAUCACUGUAUUAAAUAGAUUUUAUUUCACUGUCAGGUUUUAUGCGUGCUCUCCUGAGACACCUUGCGCACGCCAGACGAGUCCAACCCCAAGCCAAGAAAAAAAAAGAAAGAGAGAGAGAGAGAGAGAGAGAGAGAGAGAGAGAUGAAUCAAAAUACAGAGCAAGGCGGUCUACAGAAAUGACUACAACGUAAAAUGAUAUGAAUAAAGAUUUAUUUUCUCAUAUGAA
This is a messenger RNA of Pundamilia nyererei, 3976 nucleotides long. RefSeq names its product solute carrier family 22 member 6, like (gene slc22a6l). Gene Ontology annotation, molecular function: transmembrane transporter activity. Gene Ontology annotation, biological process: transmembrane transport. The transcript has 12 exons. NCBI's taxonomy places the organism in Eukaryota, Metazoa, Chordata, Actinopteri, Cichliformes, Cichlidae. Gene Ontology annotation, cellular component: membrane. The record is from RefSeq and is a predicted model, not a curated record. Bases 244 to 1932 code for a protein of 562 amino acids.